AGACCAGACGGUCUCCUCUGUUCUGCUCUCUCCCCUUCUCUUCCCUUUCUCCUCUCCUCCUCUCUACCUUCGCUGCUUCUCUCUCUCUCUCUCUCUCUCGGAGAAAGCGGGGAAACAAGAAUUAUGGGUUUCUUUUCCUUCUUUGGAAGACUCCUCUUAGCCUCCUUCUUCAUCCUCUCCGCCUGGCAGAUGUUCAAUGAACUUUCAGCUGAUGGGGGUCACGCGGCUAAGGAGUUACGUCCUAAGUUGGUCGUUGUCUCGAAACACCUGUCUGAUCUUCUUGGCAAAAAGAUCCCUGAUGUUGAUGUUAAGCAAGUCGUUACUGGGAUCACUUUCAUGAAAGGAAUUGGAGGCUUUCUAUUCAUCCUCGGUAGCUCAUUUGGGGCUUAUCUCCUGCUUCUCCAAUUGGCAUUCACAACCCCGAUCCUCUACGACUUCUACAACUACGAUCCCAGCAGGCCCAAAUUCGAGAUUCUCCUGAAUGAGUUUGCCCAGAACAUGGCACUUUUCGGUGCACUGCUCUUCUUCAUCGGAAUGAAGGGUGCACUUCCAAAGAGGCAAGUCAAGAAGAAGGCCCCCAAAUCGAAAACAGUUUAGAUACUGCAGAAUAAUACCGAUGGAAGCCUGUUGAGAAAUUUGGAUUAUUGAUUCGGCUUUUUCUUGGAAUUGUCAGGCCCAUCGAUCAAAUUAUACCGUGAACAUUGUCGAGAGCUAAUGAUUCAAGAAUUCUCUGUCAUAUUCAUCUUUCGGUAGGAUUAGAGGGUAUAAUUUUCAUAGGUUUCGAUUUUGUCAUGUCAUGGAUGACUUUUUGUUCUUGGAAUUAAUUGCCAUUUGUUUGGAUUCUACUCCGUUUCA
Messenger RNA from Punica granatum (pomegranate), 855 nucleotides. NCBI's taxonomy places the organism in Eukaryota, Viridiplantae, Streptophyta, Magnoliopsida, Myrtales, Lythraceae. The record is from RefSeq and is a predicted model, not a curated record.